CGGGGACCCCAUGAAUAGGUUCUCUGUGAGGCAAGGCGGCGCCUGGCUUUGGCUCCGCGGGCCACGCGGCCCUGCCGCGGUUACUCUGCCCUUGCGGCCAGUGAUGUCUGCACGACCCCACCUUAAAUCGGCACCGAGUCCGAUCUGUGCUAGAGAAAGGAGUUUAGGGUGAAUCGUGAGGGCCGAGCCGCUGAGCGUUUUUAACUGGAGGCCACAUCAGAGGGGCAGCCGGCUCCCUUCCCUCCUUCCUCCGGCCUGUGUGUCCUGGCUGCCGUAGGUGACAGCCUGGGGCUGGGCCGCCUGGCUCAAGUGACCCAGACGUGAGGGAAUCCAACGGUGCCCUGAGGAAACGCGUGAGCCUGGCAUUCUGGCUCCCCUCACGGAGCUGAACCUGCCGGCCCACCUCAUGGCCUGUUCUGGGGGUUCUGAGCCCGCGUUCGGGGCUCUCACUGAGCGGGCACGGGUGAGAGGAGGGGGUGGGAGCUGCUGUCUCUAACGGUCCAUCUUCUGGAUGUGCCGACAGCCCUGAUGGGGGCACAGGGAUCCCCCCACCACGCUCCUUUUGCAGAUGGGGAACUGUGGGCGCUCGGGGGGUCACAGCCAUCUGUACACGUCUCCAGGUCAGCAGCGCGGGGCUCGGGGCCGCACCCACAGCCGCACAAGUGCAGCCUGCUCUGGCUGCAGGGUGGGCACCAAACCGGGGGACGGGGAGCAGAACACAGGGCUGGGGGAGGACCCCAAGACCGCAGCUCUCUUUCAAGUUGGGAAGGAGUUAGAGGCCGCUUGGCAGGGGAAGGUUGGAAGCACCCACAGAUACAGGAGGACGCUUGCGGGCAGUUUGCAGCCUGCCCUACAAAAACCAUCCAGUGCGGCAGCCUGGCGGUCGGCGGUCAGUCCCGUCUGCAGGGACUUCAGGGGGUGUUUGUGAAUCAUACUGUUUUCUUAUUUGUCACCUCUGGGCCAAAUCAGAUCUGAUGUUGGAGGCCAAAAGGAAAACAGCGUUACACAAUGUUAUUGUUUAAGCUUCAAAAAUCACCAGGCCUUAGCCGGGCGUGGUGGCGCACGCCUGUAAUCCCAGCAUUCUCGGGAGGCUGAGGCAGGAGGAUCGUUGUGGGUUUGAGACCAGCCUGGGCUACCAAGCCAGCCUGAAGGGCAUAGAGACCCUGUCUCAAAAAGACCAAAAAAAAAAAAAAAUUAUAUGAAGGGUUUAGUAAGAAUAGUUACAGCGCAGGCCUCAGACCCAGGAUAAGACAGAAAACAGUGUGCUCAGAAGUCCCAGAUGGCGAGAGCAACACUGACACCGCAGACCGGUGCCCUGCGGCUCAGGAGUCUGCGGAGUCCAUGCUCCGGGCAGAGUGGCGAGCAGGUGGCCGCAGGGGCAGGAGGGACAUGGCCACCUGAGGAGACUGGACAGGAAGGAACUGGGAUGUCUGGUGGCCAGGGAGAGCCGGAAAGCUUCAGGUCGUGGUCGCUAGGCGGGGCUAGCAGCAGGCGCAGGAGGCUGGGUGGCUGCUGGAGCCCCCCAGAGCGGGCCUUGACCUCCUGGUUUCCUAGGACGCCAGCGGGAGCCCGCCCUCUCCAGCCUGUUCUCCACUUGUCCCAGCAGAGCCAUGUUGGGGAAGCCCUGCCCGCAGCAAUGGUCACCAGACUCUACAACGGCAUGCGGCAGGUGGACCCAAGCGGGCGGGCGCAGGGGCCCAGGGAGAGCGUCUCUCGGGAGCAGUUCUCCGAGGCGCUGUCCCUCCUGCUGAGAGGCAGCGCCCAGGAGAAGAGUCUGGUGGUCCUGAAGAUGGUUUCUGCCUCGGAGGGGCCCGUGAAGGCCAGAGAAGUACAAAAGUUUGCAGAGGACCUGGUGGACUCCGUGGCACACGUCCUGACCCACAGGCAGGAGCUGCGGGGCUGGGCGGGGAAGGUGGCCUCGGGUGCCCCCGUCAGGGCGCAGGCCCUGGCCGCCCAGCUGGUCUCCGAGAUGAGGCUUCCAGGUGGCGAGAGGCCUCAGGGGCCUCAGUGGCUGGACGGUGACUGUGACCGAGCCGUGAUCGAGGACUGGGUCUUCAGGGUCCCCCACGUGGCCACGUUCCUGAGCGUGGUCAUCCACAGAGGCCUCCUCGUGCCCUGCGGGUCCCUUGACCUGGCCGCGCUGGUCCCCGAGUGCGCGCUGGGGCCGGGCCCGGGGCUGGAGAGCCUGCUGGACGUCCUGGCCGUCAUCUUCCUCAGCUCGCACCUGGCGCCUGAGCUGCGGGGCCGCUGGCGCCUGCUCUUUGCCUCCCGCCUGCACGGGCAGAGCUUCUCGCAGCUGUGCGGCCGCAUCACUCACCGCGGGCCCUGCCUGGCCCUGCUGGAGGACCGCGACGGCCACGUGUUCGGGGGCUUCGCCUCCCGCUCCUGGGAGGUCAAGCCGCAGUUUCAAGGGGAUAACAGAUGCUUCCUGUUCUCCAUCACCCCCAGCAUGGCGGUGUACAUGCCCACGGGCUACAACGACCACUACAUGUACCUGAACCAGGGCCAGCAGACCAUCCCCAACGGGCUGGGCAUGGGAGGGCAGCACGGCUACUUUGGGCUGUGGGUGGAUGCCGACUUCGGGAACGGGCACAGCAAGGCCAAGCCGACGUGUACCACGUACAGCAGCCCGCAGCUGUCCGCCGAGGAGAACUUCCGGUUUGAGAAGAUGGAGGUGUGGGCGGUCGGAGACCCCGCAGCGUCGUCGCCGGUCAAGGCUAAGAAGAGCAUCCUGGAUGCCGACCCCGAGGCGCAGGCUUUGCUGGAGGCCAGCGGGCGGACUCGCCACAGCGAAGGCCUCCGGGAAGCCCCAGAUGACACCACCAGCCAGUGAGCUACUGGGGUGUGGACCCCGGGAGAUGCAGAAGGCACAGCCCGUUGGGUAGUGGUGAGCCCUGGAGCCCUGGCUUCCCCCAUGGGUUUAACUGGACCUUGGAGGUGCAGCCCCACAGACCUGCUCAGGUCGCCCCGACGUGCUCGGUCAGAACACAUGGCCUAAGCCAGGAAAAAUCCCAGAACCCCUGUGCAUGGGACGAGCCGCUUAGCCUUACGCAGUGUUCAUUUUGUACCAGUGGGGUCCAAAAACGAGACCUUUGGGGCUCUGCUGGCAUCAACCGGCACAAACUUUGCCACGUGCAGCGGUCACCUGACUUCUUCCCAGGCCUCCCCGAUGGCCCACUAGGAGGGCAGAGGCUGUGGGUGGGAAUCGCCACGCUUCCAACAGUGUGGACUCUGUGUUCGUUAUUAAAAAAUCAACCCCAAGCCCAAAUAUCCCAGCACCGGGGAAGCAGCUGAAGAGGCUGGGGACAGCUGGCCCCGCCACGGCAUGGGUCUUCAGGAGGUGUCGGCCGCUAGGGCUCCGUCUCCAAACCACUCACUGUGGCUGGAGGUUUGGGGUUCCAUCUGCAGAGAAGCAGGGGUUCCCUUCCAUCACUAGUGCGGGUCGGGGAUACUUGGGGCCCCAGGUUCAGGAAGGUGCACGUGGCCCAACCCACAAACCCGCACUGAGUGCCGUCCAGUGCUGGCCUGGAGUCCAGACUGAGGCCCAUCGGCCGGGCCACCCGCCCUGCCCCGGCGGCUCCCCUGGGAGCAGGCAGGUGACAGGACAGGACUCCAGACCGGAGAGCAGGAGGGCCCGGGAUCCUGCAGUGCGGACCAUUCGUCCUUGGGGUGCUGCGGUCCAGGCCUGAAGCCCAGGGCGGAGAGUCCCGGCCCUGGGGGCCCGCCCGAGGACCCCGAGCGCCCCUUGGGGCCCAGAUCAGGGAAAAGGGGUCUCCGUUCCGAGAGAAGCUGUGCGGAAGGACUCGAGCCAGUUUGCGCUCUGCAGAUUCCUGCAUUUCCCUUUACCCAGCGUGCCCCGGGGCGACCCCGGCUGCGGCAGGGCCUUGUAAAUCGGCUUCACAAAAGCGCCCUCUGCGCAGGCUGGGGACGGCGUCCUGAUGCCGCCUGUGUAGACUUCGCGGGGUAGCCGUUGGCGCGUCUCCUCAGGUGCACGUGGGGGCGUCUGAUAAGACGCAGAGUCCACAGUGGUUUCCACCGCAGUCCAGGGAAUCGGGGUCCUCGUCAUCACUGCGAUGUGGAUUUUUAAAAAAUAAAAAUGCAGUUGAAUACCUCA
Cavia porcellus (domestic guinea pig) is the source of this 4114-nucleotide messenger RNA. It is a transcript of the gene Meak7, whose product is annotated as MTOR associated protein, eak-7 homolog. The transcript is spliced from 6 exons. Bases 1280 to 2833 code for a protein of 517 amino acids. The record is from RefSeq and is a predicted model, not a curated record. NCBI's taxonomy places the organism in Eukaryota, Metazoa, Chordata, Mammalia, Rodentia, Caviidae. Gene Ontology annotation, biological process: TOR signaling.